Molecule: messenger RNA, 2598 nt
Organism: Naegleria gruberi
Lineage: Eukaryota; Heterolobosea; Eutetramitea; Acrasida; Naegleriidae
Product: ras family small GTPase
Exons: 3
Coding region: 1-2598 (865 amino acids)
Biological process (GO): signal transduction
Cellular component (GO): plasma membrane
Molecular function (GO): GTP binding; GTPase activity; protein binding
Source: RefSeq, a predicted model, not a curated record
AUGUCAACAAGCUUAGAAAAGAGAACAUUCCAAAGUACCGAUAUGAUCCAAGACGAUCACCAACAAGAAGCUUCUCAUUAUCCACAACAACAACAUCAACAACGCUAUGAAAAUUCAUUGGAAGGAAGCACUUUGGAGGAAACUAAUGAAGGUGGAAAUCAUUCUUUUGAAACUCAACAAGGAUCAUCAGCCUCAGGUGGAGCAGCUGCAGAUUAUUUGGAUCCUAAUAUGCAACAUGCUAGACAGAGACUCUCCGAGAUUCAUGAAAAGAUGGAAAGUGUAUUGAAUAAUUAUUUAGAACUUGUUGUAUUGGGAAGUGAAGCAAGUGGCAAGUCAUCAAUUAUUCAUCAAUACAUUUCCAAACAAUUUACAGAAGAAUAUGUUCCUACAGUAACUGAACACUACUACAAAACUAUUUAUUUUGAUAAUGAUAGUAUUACAUUAAAUAUUAAUGAAUGUGGAGGUAGAAGUGAAUUUAAACAAUUGCAACAUCAAUUUAUUGCUGAUGGAAAUGCUUUCUUGAUUGUUUGUAGUGUUCUUGAUGAUCCUGAACAAUGUCAAUCAAUGAUUGAUGAAAUUGUCAAUCAAAUUAACAAUAGAUCAUCAACAAAUCUUGAUAAUCAACAAUCAAUUGGUAAUGUUGAUCAAACACCAAUUGUUAUCAUUCUCAAUAAGAGUGAUAUUUUAGAAUCACAAGAAAAGUAUUUGGAUAUUCUUGAUGAAGAAGAUAUGCAAAAGGCAAGAUCAGUUCACUCUCUUGUUGAAAAGAAAGCUUUACAAUAUAAAUUGCCUUUCGUUUCUUGUAAUGCUAGGGAUUUCAAUCAAGUGAAUGACAUUUUCAAUAUUUACUUAUUGAAAGAAUUGAUGAAGAAACAAAAACCAAUUGAAACAACAAAAAUUGUUCAAAAUGUUGAUGUUGAAAAUCAAUUGAAACAAUAUGCCAGAGAAAAUAAGCAAGAUUUACUUCUUGACUUGUUGUCCACUAAUAGACCUACUGAAGAAUGCUUUAAAAAGUUACUUUUCAUCUCAAUUUUACAUGAAGAUGCUUCCUUGUUGGGAGAAUUGAUUCAUAUCAAUAAGAAGGAUCAUUUUGUAAAGGAAGAAUUGUCUAGAAUUGAAAUGCUUGUCGAUGAAGAAUCCCAUUUCAAAGCCAAUCUUUUACUCUUUGCAUUGAUGGAAAACAAUAGAAAAGCCUACAAGUUAUUGAAAGAAGAAGGAUUGAGAUUGAAAGCUUCAAAGCUUCCAAAACAACAAAAUCUCUUGCUCAUUGUUUUGCAAUCUUUGGAAGUUGACCAAGGCGGAGAAGAUGAAGGUUUGGAUUUCUCAUCAGAUUCCGAAAACUAUUCACAUGAAAGAGAUGUUUAUUUGACUGAUUUGGCACUUGAAAUUUUCUCUGAACAAGAAAAGGAACUCUCUGCCUACGUCAAUGAUCCAUGUGUUAUUGAGGAUGAAGUAAGAUAUCCACUCCACUAUGCAAUUGAUUUGAAGAGUUAUCUCAUUGCUGAAUGGUUAUUGAGACAUAAUGCUAAUGUUGAUGUUAGAGAUUUCAGUGGAAGAACUCCACUUCAUAGAGCUAUUGAAUCUGGGCAAGUCAAGUUGGCUAGAUUAUUGUUAAACGCCAAGGCCAAUCAUCAAUUGACUGUCAAGGCAGAAUCUCCACGUUUUGUUGAAAAGUCCAUCGAUAGAAUUAUUAGUGAGGAAUGUCCAUCAUCUUUAAAGGAAAAGAUUAUUGCUCUUCUUACUAGUUUCGGAUACCAAGCAACUCCAUCAGAUGCUAAACUUAUUGAAUUGACUUCACCAAAAGUUGCAACUCCAUCAAAGAUUGAAAAGAAUGUUUCCUUCUUUAAGAAUUUACUCAAGUUCACCUUCACAACAGGUAAACAAGAAGGUGUCUCAUAUAUCAAUGACUUGUCCUAUUCAUUCAUUUUGGGAGAUUCUACUGAUUAUACAUCUAAAUUGGACAACACAAAUAUUGUCAAUGGAAAUCAACAUGUCACUCUUCUCUUCCAAUCAAAGAAAUUAAGCUCUACUGUCAAGGUUGAAGUUAGUGGCUCUGGUGACAUUACCGUCACAAAGGCAUUGCCAGACGAAAUUGAAGUUUUUGUUGGAGGUCCACCGCUUGUAGGAAAAUCAAGAUUGCUCAACAAUUAUGUUCAAGGAACUAUUACUGAGCAAGAUCCAAACUCUGAGGAAGAACUCUAUUUGAAGGAAUUGAAAGUUUAUGAUCAAGUUGUUAAAGUGAACUUGUUGGACAUGAAUGGAGAUGAUGAAGAAUAUCUAGAUGAAAGAAUCUUUAGUUCUAAUGCAUUUGUUCUCGUUUGUUCCGAAGAGCAAAAGAAUUCCAUUGUUGCCAUCAAUGAGCUCAUCGAAGAAAUUUUGUUUGUUAAGAGAGUUGAUAUUUCACAAAUACCAAUUGUUAUUGUACAAAAUAGAAGUGGAAAUUCCACUGACCACAGCUUGGAAGAAAGAGCUAAACAACUUAAUGUACCAUAUUGUUAUGUUUCUGCAAAGAGUAAUGAUGAGCUUGCUAAUCUCUUUGAAAAUGUACUGAUAAGACAACUCAUUCAAAAACAAUCCCCACUCAAGCAGUUCUACUAA